UGGAGCCGGCCGGCGUCUUCCCGCGGGCGGAACCAAAGCGCGGCGUGGCGGCGGCGCGGCGGUGGCUGUCGGUGUAACACCGCCCGCCGUGUCCCCGGUGCGGCCGCGGCCUCGCCAUGCUGCCGCUGCUGCUGCUCCGGGCCGCCGCCCCCGCCGUCCCCACCGCCUGCCGCCGCGCCUCCGCCUCCGCAUGGCUGCGGAGCGCCGCGCACCCCGCCUGCCGCCACCGGGCUGCUCUGGCCGCUGCCGCCGCGAGGCCCCGACAGGUUACAUCUUUUCAAGGUGUGGCUAUUCGCAGCCUCAGCACAUCCUCCCCUCAUGAUCACCCAGAACAUGGAAGAUUAGUUUAUAAAGGAAAUUUGGCAAAGGCAGUGUUGGGUGUGAAGUUUUUCUCUUACUCCACCAGCAUAUUCAACCUGUUCAUGAUGCCCUACAUCAUGCUGAAAAGUGGUAUUGGAGUGGAAAGUCUGCUUGUCCAAGCUGCCUUUUAUGGGUUGAUCGGGAUUUUUACGUUUGUAACUCCGGUUACUUUGCAUAUCCUUACAAAAGGUUAUGUGAUCCGGCUCUAUUAUAAAGAUGAAGUGGACACCUACACAGCCAUUACCUACAAUGCCAUCUUGGCAGAAAAAGUGACUGUUUUCCAUCAGAAAGAUGUAAAGAUUCCAGACAUCACCAAGAUGUUUACAACAUUUUAUGCUAAAACAAAAUCAAUGCUUGUUAAUCCUACGCUUUUCCCAAAUCCUCAGGAUUAUAACCAUCUCAUGGGCUAUGACAAAUCCUCAUUUUUUAAAUUUGAGGAUUUAGAGGAGGUAAAGGAAGCUGAUGAAAGGAAAUAAUUUGAAGAUAAUAUCAGUAUCAUUGUCCCUAAUGCAGUACUAUAUAUGUGAAAGAAUGUAAAAAUCUAUUACAUUUGCUAAGUAUCACAUAGCUGGAGUUUUCCAUAUGCAUUUUGGAAUGUAUAAAAAGAGACACUUUUUAAAAAAUAUUACAAGCAGUGUGAGGAUUCUUUAGUAUUAAUGACAUAAAAUACAGUAAAAAAAGGAGAUGCUUAGCCCUGUC
This is a messenger RNA of Poecile atricapillus (Black-capped chickadee), 1059 nucleotides long. It is a transcript of the gene TMEM70, whose product is annotated as transmembrane protein 70. Lineage: Eukaryota; Metazoa; Chordata; Aves; Passeriformes; Paridae. Gene Ontology annotation, biological process: mitochondrial proton-transporting ATP synthase complex assembly. The transcript is spliced from 3 exons. The record is from RefSeq and is a predicted model, not a curated record. Bases 117 to 836 code for a protein of 239 amino acids. Gene Ontology annotation, cellular component: mitochondrial membrane.